UCCACUUUGUCCAGUGUUAUAAACCCACACACCUGCACCAGACACGUGUCUCCCGUUUAUGAUGUAUAGUCAUAAACAUUUGUCUUCACGAGACGAGUUUUUCCACCGUUGUCAUGUCCCCCUGGCAUCACUGCACACUCGACAGUGGACUUUGUGGACUUGGAGUUCGAUUGAACGGGACAUUUAUGGUGCGACUGUGUUUAUUUGUUUACCAUUAUAUUAUUAUUAUAAUUAUUAUAGACAUGUCCAUGUAAAUGUUCAUGUAAGAUUACAGCCAGUGGCUAAUUUCCAUAUUCAGUGAUGAGGGGAACAGCAAUGUAAAAAACAAUAACAGAGACAGGCUCACACCUCACCUCACUUUUAAUGUAAAGGUUACAUAUGAAAAUACACCUGUGCACUUCUUCUUCUGGUCACGUGUUUGAAUGCAGAGACUCGGAGAAAUUGUGUGGUGUUUUUUUAUUGUGUUUGUUGUUGAAACACUCGUGACCUACAUUAAAGGGAUUUACCUGUGUGAAAGCACUGAGUCAUGCGUUCAUAAUUUGUCUUAAAACACGCAAACAACUGUUUCCUCUUGCUGCAUGCGUGUGUGCGGGGAUUUCAUUUCAGCUGGUAGAGAUAGGGUCGUGUCUCAAAAAUGCGUGGAUGGGAAAACCAAAAAAAGAUCUGCUGGUGUUUCCCCUCAGCUUGAAACUUAGUCCCAUUUUAAAGGAAACUCUACAAACGUGUGAACCUCAGGGAGAAACGUGCGGUUAUCUGAUCCUCACUGGCAGUUUUUUUCCGCCCACUUCAGCCUCACGAUUUCUUUUUUUUUUUUUUUUUUUUUUUUUUUGCAGCGUGCAUGCGCUUUGACGCGAGUAACAGCGUUUGGUUACUCGUCUCCUUAAGAGCGUGUCAGGCUGAUGCUUAUCUGUGCUGUCAGUCGAGGGGAAAAGGUGGAUCCUCCACUACAAGCCAACACCUCUGUCCUCCUGCUGUCAUGCGUGUGGCAGAGCAGCAGCGUGGAGCUCCAUCUGUGUGACUGCUGCUGCUGCUGCUGACAGCGAUAACAUCUCCGUGUCUCUGCACACGCAGGAAAACGCCGGACAGAAUGAAUGGCUACGGGUCACCUUACCUGUACAUGGGCGCUCCGGUGUCUCAGCCCCGCGCUCCACUGCAGAGGACCCCCAAGUGCGCGCGGUGCCGGAACCACGGCGUGCUGUCGUGGCUCAAAGGUCACAAGCGCUACUGCCGCUUCAAAGACUGCACCUGCGAGAAGUGCAUCCUGAUCAUCGAGCGGCAGCGCGUCAUGGCGGCGCAGGUGGCGCUGCGGAGGCAGCAGGCCAACGAGAGUCUGGAGAGCCUCAUCCCGGAGUCCCUCAGAGUUCUGCCCGGCAUUGGUAUCACCGGGCCCGGCGAGGGGAACCAGGGAACCCCGCCGAGUUCAGAGGAGCUGGAGCUGAGGUGGAGCAGCUCUGAGCCGGUGCAGGUCGGAGCACAGACAUGCACAGAGUCGGCAGAGGAAGGUAUCGACGAGGUGUCGGGAGGUGAAAACGGGGGCAGCUCCAGUGAAAAGGAGCAGGAGGCGGUCAGUUCUCCAGAGGGAUCCAAACCGAACACCUGCUACACCCCGGAGCCGCCUCCUCCUCCUCCUCCUCCACCGCCUCCUCCUGAGUCGCUCUCCCACCAGGAGGAGAGCCACUACAGCCUCAGCAAAGCCGCUGCCACUGAGAAAGAAGCCAAAACCGAGAGUCCUCAGAAGUUCCCCGUCAGCGCCGCGGAGCAGAGCGUGCUGAUUGAAGGCCUCGCCGGCUCCAUCAACCUGCCCUUCAGCCUCCGGGCCAACCGGCCUCCUCUGGAGGUCCUCAAGAAGAUCUUCCCCGCGCACAAGCCUCCAGUGCUGGAGCUCAUACUCAGAGGGUGCGGCGGGGAUCUGGUGGGAGCCAUCGAGGUUCUUCUGUCCAGCCGGGGUCCUGACGGGAGCGCGCACACGCACGGUGACGCGCACGCGGACGCCCUGCUGCUGCCCUCAAACGGACACCUUUUCGAGCACACGCUGGGCUCCUACCACCCAGUCACAACUUCCGCCAAGUGGUCGGUGGGCUCUGCUUUCCGGGUGCCCGAGUCGCUUCGGUUCACGUCCGACUCCGCCUCGGGUGUGGUCCCCACGGGUCCGCUGGGUGUCCCUCUGCAACACCCGUCCUUCCCACAGCCCACGCGCUACCCGCUCAUGCUACGCAACUCUCUGACACGCGCACAGGGAAGUCCCUUCAUGCACAACGACGUGACUCUGUGGAAUACCAUGGCUCUGCAGCAGCAGUAUCAUCUCCGGUCGGCGGCCCAGUACGUGUCUCCCUUCUCCCCCGCUGCCCCCGCCGGGCCCGCGGGGUCCGUGUUCCGCAGCUCCCCUCUCCUCCCCGCCAGAGCCGCGGAGGAGCAACGCAUCAGCAUCCAGGAGGAGAGCUGCACCUUGGGGCCCAAACCCGGCCUCUACUCUCCUGAUGAGGACUACGAGGAGCGGUCCGACUCCGCAGACUCCCGCAUCCUGAACUCAUCCACCUAAAAUAAAUGCUGACGAUGGACUAACGCAGCAAGGGGGGACAACCAAAAAUGUAUUACUCUAAAAACUUUGUGUGUGCGCGCGCGCGCGCGUGUCACCUGUGAAUAAGGUGAUGUUAAUCCCCCUGACGUCACAUCAUGAUUUCCAGAUGUCAUGGACUCGACCAAAAACGGAUGAAUGUAACACAUUAUUGUGGUCACUCAGUCAUUAUUUUGAAAUUCCAUCCUCUUUUUCCUGUAAGCAUGUUUAUUACUGUGAAAAUAUGUCAAUGUUAAAGAUCGCUGCAUGUUCAAAGUAUGCCAAAUAAAUUUGAGUUGUCUAAAUGGA
This is a messenger RNA of Solea solea (common sole), 2863 nucleotides long. It is a transcript of the gene dmrt3a, whose product is annotated as doublesex and mab-3 related transcription factor 3a. Lineage: Eukaryota; Metazoa; Chordata; Actinopteri; Pleuronectiformes; Soleidae. Gene Ontology annotation, biological process: regulation of transcription by RNA polymerase II; male sex differentiation. The record is from RefSeq and is a predicted model, not a curated record. The coding region runs from base 1088 to 2539 and encodes 483 amino acids. The transcript has 2 exons. Gene Ontology annotation, molecular function: protein binding; RNA polymerase II cis-regulatory region sequence-specific DNA binding; DNA-binding transcription factor activity, RNA polymerase II-specific. Gene Ontology annotation, cellular component: nucleus.